This is a messenger RNA of Synchiropus splendidus (mandarinfish), 606 nucleotides long. Its product is annotated as dual specificity phosphatase 29-like. Gene Ontology annotation, molecular function: MAP kinase phosphatase activity; protein tyrosine/serine/threonine phosphatase activity. Gene Ontology annotation, cellular component: cytoplasm. NCBI's taxonomy places the organism in Eukaryota, Metazoa, Chordata, Actinopteri, Syngnathiformes, Callionymidae. Gene Ontology annotation, biological process: protein dephosphorylation; negative regulation of MAPK cascade. The transcript has 3 exons. Bases 1 to 573 code for a protein of 190 amino acids. The record is from RefSeq and is a predicted model, not a curated record.
AUGAGCGGAAAGGAGGCACUGGAGUAUCAAACACCUCCCACCUGCGAGCUGCUUGGCCUUCUGCUGAAGAACAGGCGUCCUACUGGUGCUGUCAACAAGAUCUGGCCCAACCUCUACAUUGGAGACGCGACGACGGCACAAAACAAAAGACUGUUAGAGGGUCUGGGAGUGACCCAUGUGGUGAAUGCAGCAGAUGGAGCCCAGCACAUCAGCACAGGGCCACAGUUCUACCAGGACACCAACAUAAAGUACCAUGGAGUUGAAGCCAGCGACUCCAAAGACUUUAACUUGAGACCUUUCUUCUCAGGCACUACUGAAUUUAUCAAUGAUGCUCUCAAGGAAAAUGGAACAGUUCUGGUUCACUGCGCUCGAGGAAUCAGCCGCUCAGCGACUCUGGUCCUGGCCUUCCUCAUGAUCAAGGAGCACCUCACUCUGCUGGAAGCUGUUCAGACAGUUCGCAGGCACAGAAAUAUUCUACCCAAUGCUGGAUUUCUUGAGCAACUCCAGGAACUGGACUUGUACUUGAUCUCGCAGAGGAAGACGACCCGAGUGAACCAACUGGUAUCUGCAUGAACUUUGGAGCAGUAAGAUGGAAGGGAAAACAAA